AUGGAGCCUGUCGCCAUAGUAGGAUACGCGCUUCGAUUUCCAGGCGGGGCAAACACGCCCUCGAAGUUCUGGGAGCUCUUGACCAGUGGCCGCGACAUUUCCCGAGAGCCAGACCCGGACAGGCUCAACCUCUCCAAGUUCCACCACCCACAGGGCGAGCACCACGGCAGCAGCAACGUCCUAAAGUCGUACUUUCUGGACCAGGACCCAUGCCUCUUCGACGCGUCCUUCUUCGGCAUCUCGCCGCUGGAAGCCGAGGCCAUGGACCCGCAGCAGCGGCUCCUCCUCGAGACGGUCUACGAGGCGGCCGAGUCGGCGGGCGAGACGCUCGACGCCCUCCGGGGGUCCCGCACGUCGGUGCACGUCGGCGUCAUGACGGCCGACUACGCCGACGUUCAGGCCCGCGACCCCGAGGACCUGAGCAAGUACACGGCGUCGGGCACGUCGCGCGCCAUGCUCGCCAACCGCGUCUCGUACGCCUUGGACCUGCGCGGCCCGUCCGUGUGCAUCGACACGGCGUGCUCGUCGUCGCUGGUGGCGCUGCACCAGGCCGUGCGCGACCUCGCGACGGCUGAAGGAGAGCCGGGCUCAGACAUGGCCAUCGUUGCCGGGUGCGGCCUCCUGCUGGACCCGCUCAUGUACAUCGUCGAGAGCAAGCUGCGCAUGCUGUCGCCCACCGGCACGUCCAAGAUGUGGGAUGCUGGCGCCGACGGCUACGCUCGCGGCGAGGGCGUGGCGGCCCUGCUGCUCAAGCCCCUGAGCAGGGCUCUGCACGAUGGCGAUCCCAUCAGGGGCGUAGUCCGCGCGACGGGCGUCAACUCGGACGGCCGCACGCCCGGCAUCACCAUGCCCAGCGCCGCAGCGCAGGCCAACUUGAUCUGGGAUACGUACCGCGCGGCUGGGUUGGAUCCGUUCAACGUGGAGGAGAGAUGUCAGUAUUUUGAGGCGCAUGGUACAGGCACACCAGCAGGAGACCCUGUCGAAGCACGAGGAAUAUUCAAGAGCUUCUUUGAUCCGGACGCAGCAAACAAAUCUCGCAGCUCGCAAGAAACCCCGCCUCCACUGCUAGUCGGGUCAGUCAAGACCAACGUAGGGCAUCUCGAGGGAUGCGCGGGCCUGGCCGGUGUCAUCAAGGUGCUCGUCGCCAUGGAGCACGAAACCAUACCGGCGAAUCUCCACCUGAAGAGACUCAACCCAGAGAUCGAGCCGCUGUCUCGUGUGCUAAAGAUACCUACAGAAUCUACGCCCUGGCCAAUGCCUGCUGCCGGCCAGCCCAAGCGUGCGAGCGUCAACAGUUUUGGCUUUGGAGGCACGAAUGCUCAUGCCAUUAUCGAGUCCUUUGAUGGUGAUGUGGAGAAGCAAGACCGUGCAACAGGCACAAGCACAAGAAACAGCCGAAACGGCAUCCUAGGCCGUGUUCAUACUUGGGAAGGGCUCGCGACGGCGGCCGCGGAGCGACCAACAGUGCCCAUAUUGUUGAGCGCGCACAGCGAGCAGGCACUCCAGCGACAAGCCAAGAACCUGCUGGAUUUUCUGCGCGAGAACCUGGAAGUGGAGCAGAGGGACCUUGCCUGGACGCUCCUCGCACGACGCAGCGAGCUUGGCGUCCGCAUGGCCAUCCCGGCGGCAGGGUCGCGAGCGGACCUGGAGCAGAGGCUGCAAGAACGAUUAUCGAAAGCAGCAGCAGGCGGGAAGAGCGCCAGGCUCGGUCAGCCCGCAAAGGCCCUCGUGUCGCCGGGCGAAGGCGUCGGGAUCCUGGGCAUCUUCACGGGGCAGGGCGCGCAGUGGGCGGGCAUGGGGAGGGAGCUGAUGCUGCACAACGGCACGUUCAGGCAGGCCAUCUCGCGCUGCCAAGACGCGCUCGCCACGCUCCCCGUUGUGACGGACAGGCCCAGCUGGUCGUUGGGAGAGGAGCUGUCGGGGGAUGAGAAGCAGAGCCGCAUAUCCGAGGCCGAGUUUGCGCAGCCGUGCACUACUGCUAUCGAGAUUGCUCUGGUCGACGUCCUGGUUGCGCAUGGUGUCCGAUUCAGCGCCGUUGUGGGCCACUCCUCGGGCGAGAUCGCAGCCUGCUACGCAGCCGGGAUCCUGUCGCUGCAAGACGCCAUCCGCAUCGCCUACUACAGGGGCAAGCACGCCCACCUCGCGCGCGCAAACGGGGCCAUGCUGGCCGUGGGCCUGGGCUGGGAAGCCGCAGAGGAGCAGAUCACGGGGGAGGCGCGGUUCCGUGGGCGUCUGUGGCUGGCGGCCAUGAACUCGCCGUCCAGCGUCACCAUCUCGGGCGAUGCCGAUGCGGUGGAGGAGGCGCACGCGGAGCUGCAGCAGAGGGGAGUCUUUUCGAGGCUGUUGAGGACGGGAAAGGCGUAUCACUCACCGCUCAUGGAGCCGUCGUCCAAGCCGUAUUUCAAGUCAAUGAGGGCUUGUGGUAUCAAGCCCCUGAGACCGAAAAGUCGCAACCCCUGCAUUUGGGUCUCGAGCGUGACGGGGAACGCGGAUCUGUUUUGGGAUGAGGAAUUUGAUGGGUUGGCUACCGGCCAGUACUGGGUUGACAACAUGGUGCAGCCGGUGCUGUUUGCGGAUGCUGUCACCGCUGCUUUGACCAACGGAGGCCCGUUUGAUGCUGCCAUUGAGGUUGGCCCCCACCCGGCGCUCAAGGGGCCAGUAGGGCAGACGGUACAGCAGCACCUGAAGCGGUCAAUCCCAUACUGCGGCUCCAUGAACCGCGGUGCGGACUGCGUGGACUCCUUGUCUGACGCCCUGGGCUUCCUCUGGUGCAACUUUGGCAGCAGUGCCAUCAGCCACCCCGAAGACCCUCGCAGGCCCCGGCCACGCAUGGUAAAGGAUCUGCCGUCGUACUCGUGGGACCACUCGAAGCCCAUCUGGCGCGAGUCCCGCGUCUCGCGGAACCACCGGCUGCGGCACCAGGAGCGCAGCUUUUUGCUCGGCCGCCGCUGCCCGGACGACAGCGACGCAGAACCGCGCUGGAGGAACAUGCUGAGCCUCGCCGAGCUGCCGUGGCUCCGAGGUCAUGCGUUCGAGGGCGAGGCUUUGUACCCGGCGGCGGCCUACAUCGUCAUGCUCCUCGAGGUUGCCCAGUUCCUGGCUGCCGGGAGGGAGGUGGCGUUUGUCGAGUUGUCCGACAUGAGCUUCAAUCGCACCCUUGCGAUACCGGAAGGAGGUCGGGCAGUUGAGAUUAUCACCUCUGCCAAGGUCGAGGAGAGCGGCGGGCUGAAGGAUAGAAUCAGGGCUUCUGUCGGUUUCAGCGUGUGCCAGGAUCCGGCUUCGGGGACUGUAGAUGUCAACAUGUGCACAGGGUCGGUCGAGGUCUUCUUCUUAGGUCCAGAUCAGAUGCCUGAAGAUUUCUUCACGCCGAGAGUGGCCCCCUCCAACACAAAGACUCGUGUUAAUGUUGACGAGCUGUAUUCCAUGCUCGACAGCUCCGGCAUAGAGUAUCGGGGUGUGUUCCGCGGCCUCGUGUCGCUGACCCGGAGCACAGGCUUGGCUACUGCGACGGCAUCUUGGAAGUCCGAGGAUGUCGACUGCGGGGUCGGACUAGUGCAUCCGGGUCUGAUUGAUACUUGCAUCCACCCCAUAGUGGCUGCCUUUGCCACGCCGGAAAUGGGCAGGGUCAAGUCGGCGUACCUGCCACAGAAGCUCAAACGCCUCAUCUUCAAUCCCAAAAUCAAAGUAUUGCCCAGCAACAAUGGGCAGAACAAAGACGAAGCCAGAGUCGUUGUGGAUGCAUUUGUCACCGACGCGAAACCAUCGCUGCUGGUGGGUGACUUUGGCAUCUACUUGGCCGACGAGAAACAACAAUCAAUGCCGUUGGUGCAGGUCGAAGGUCUUUCCAUGACGACCCUCGGAAGACCAGACCCCAGCGACGAUCGAUUACUUUUCUGCCAGACCAUCUGGAAGCCAGAUCUGCUCAGCAGUAGCGACUCGAACAGCUUGACUGCCAGCUACGAUCCUUCCCAACAUGACAAGAUCUUGGACGGCGAGCGAGUCUCGCUGUUUAUCUGUCGUAAAAUAGUCGAAGCGGCCGAAAGGGUUGGGAUCGACAGGCUCAAAAGGCAUGAGCAGAUGCUGGUGGCGUAUGCCCAAGAAACAGUGACAAAGGCACGCCGGGGUGAGCAGUGGUCCUCGGCUACACCACUCUUUGAUGUUCCGACCGAGGCAGGCACCCCAUGCCCGUGGUUGGACGACGACGAAACCACCAUCAAGUCCAUCUUUGAAAAGCACAGCAGCCAGGUCGACUUUGCGCUCCUUCGCGCAGUACGAGACGAGAUGGAGCUCGUCUUCAAAAACCAAAAGCAAAUGCUCGAGGUCCUCUUCGCCGACAACAUGCUGGGCAGAUAUUACGUCGAGGGCCUGGGCCUCUGCAACGCACAGCGCCAAGUGGCCCGCUACCUCGAGACCAUCUCGCACCGCCACCCGCACGCCGACAUCAUCGAGCUGGGCGCCGGCGUGGGCGCCACCACCCGAGCCAUCCUCGACGCCGUCGGCCCAGACGGCUACGGCACCUACACCUUCACGGACGUGUCGGCGGGCUUCUUCCCGCAGGCCAAGGAGCGCUUUACCGCGGAGCACCGCGAGGGCCGCAUGGCCUUCUCCAAGCUCGACGUCACGUUGGACCCGCAGGAGCAAGGCUUCGAGCGCGGCGCGUACGACGUAGUGGUGGCGGCCAACGUGCUGCACAUCGCGCCCGACGUCGAGGCGGCGCUGCGCCGCGUCCGCACCCUUCUCAGGCCCGGCGGCUUCCUCGUGGUCGUGGAGCCGACCAGCGGCAUGGUGCAGGGCCAGCUCAUCCUCGGCGGGCUGGAGGGCUGGUGGCUGGCCGCUGACGGUUGCAGGACCCUGGGCCCUCAGCUUUCGGUCGAUUUGUGGGACGUCAAGCUGUGGGAGACGGGAUUCUCGGGCGUCGAGGUCGUGCGCCACGACCAGCCCGACGAAAGGCUACGCAUGUGCUCCUCAUUUGUCAGCCAGGCCUUGUCGGAUGCCGUGUCCUGCCUGCGCCAGCCCUUGGCGCAUGCGCAUCUGCUCCCGGCGGACAGCCUGUUUGUUUUGGUUGGCGGCGCCACCAUGACCACUUCGCGAGUGGUGCGUCAGGUGGAAACCCAGUUGGCGGCAUGUGGCGCUUCUGUGUUCAAAGUAAGUGACGUCGGCAGCCUUGACGACGCAGCCAUCCCUAAUGGAUGCUCGAUCCUCUACCUUGGCGAGCUGGACCAUUCUGUAUUGCGCGCCGGCGCCCAGCAAAUCAACCCUACCGUGUUGAAGGGGCUACAGAUCAUGUUUGGCAAGGCCAGCUCCAUCCUUUUCAUGACGCAGGGCGCCGGCCAGAAGAAUCCUUCCUCAAACAUGCUCGUCGGCCUCUGCCGUACGAUACGCAGCGAGAUGCGCUCGCUGCGGCUGCAGGUUUUGGACUUGGAGGACGACUCGAUCAAGUUGGAGACGGCCAUGGUCCUCGAGCAUUUCCUCCGCUUCGUCAUGUCGACUGGCCUUGGAGACCAGGAUGUCUUGUUUACCGACGAGAGGGAGCUGCUCCUCAAGAAGGAUGGUAUACUGUACAUCCCCCGGGUUCGUCCGUAUCAGGAGCUGAACGACCGCGUCAACAGCUCGCGGCGACACAUAUGGGCGCACGUCAACGCUGAUGACCAUGUCCUGGAGCUGCUGCUGCGUGAGCCCACGGCAAAUGGGAAUAUGGCCAAUACGUUGGGAUACGAGCUUGUAUCAACACCGAGGACGAGAAUCCGCGGCUCUGGGGAAGGCGAUGAAGACUUGACAAUGAUUCAUGUUAGAUAUUCGACACUCAUCCCCGUUCCAAACAGACAGCGUAUGGCUCAACGGCCGGUGUAUCUCUGCUUCGGAAUGAUCAAGGGGGGUGCCAAGGGGCUCGAACGACCAGUUUUGGCAUUAUCCAACUCUAACAAGUCUAUCAUCUGCACCUGCGAUAGCCAGGAAGUUCACUUUACCCCGCCAGAGAUCAACGUGAGCUCUACUACAUUUGCCUUGACUGCCCUGGUCCUGGCUGUUCGGGCUUGGGUGCGCAACGUGCCGGCGGGGUCGACUAUAUGGGUGCACGGAGACGUAAAUGACACAACCUUGGCAGUUUUAGAGGUGGAAGCCGGGAAAACAAGCGUCAAGAUAUUCUGGACGAGCUCUGCCUGGGAGAAAAAGAGCAUAUCUAGGUCCGGGCGGACACCGGUUUUGAUACACCGCAACAUGCCAUUCAAACAGCUGAGGGCCACAGUACCUCGGGACAUUUCUGCAAUAAUUACAACAGGCUCUUCAAGGGUCGACGAGGUCUCCUCGGCUCAGGAAGCUCUUGGUCUCGAAGACAUACUCGGUAGGAACUUGUUCAAUCCUCCACCCAACUACUUAACCAGCUUGACGUCUCAAGGCCGAACGGACUCUCAGAUGGCUAGAGAGCUCGAGGAAGCUUUCAGUAUAUCAGUCAAUCUGGGCACUGGAGAACCAUUUUCAUGCUCAGCAGCAAUACCCGUGGGAGACAUCUCAGCUGCAAGUAUCAGCAACUUGCCCGCUGGGGUGUCCAACAAUCUUGUCGUGGCUGAUUGGUCAGCUUCUGCCACAAUCCGUGCCAAGAUCCAACCCAUCGAUGCAAGCCAGCUGUUCAGACCCGACAGGACGUAUUUCCUGGUCGGGCUGACGCGCGAUCUGGGCAGGUCGAUCUGCGAAUGGAUGUCCCAGCAGGGGGCACGCCAUAUCGCCCUGGCCAGCCGCAACCCGCAGGUUCCGCAGGACUGGCUGGACUCGAUGAAGGCAGCCGGCGUGGCAAUCAAGGUCUUCUCGAUGGACGUGACGGACUACAGGGCGGUGCGGAUGACGGUCUCGAAGAUCCAAGACACCAUGCCGUCCGUGGCGGGCGUCUUCAACGGCUCCAUGCUGCUGACUAACAAGCUCUUUGCCAACCUCGAAGCCGCCGAGGCAAUGACGGGCAUCCGUCCCAAAGUCAACGGCAGCCUCAACCUCGAGCGCGCAUUCGCCUCGCAGGAGGGCACGCCGGGCGGGCAGCUCGACUUCUUUCUCCUUUUCUCGUCCUCGGGAAGCGUCGUCGGCUUGCCCGGCCAGACGGACUACCACAUGGCCAACCUGUUCAUGGGCGCCAUGGCGGCCAACCGUCGGGCCAGGGGCCUGGCUGCUUCCGUCAUCGACAUUGGCAUCCUGAUGGAGGUCGGCUACGUGACUCGCCAGGACUCCACCAUGCUGCGCAAUCUCAAGUCCAUGCAGAUGAACCAGAACUGGGAGGACGAGGUCCCCGUCAUGCUCGCCGAGGCCAUAGUGGCCGGCCACCCCGAGUCCAACCGCCCACAGGAGCUGAUCACCGGGUUGACCAUCAGCGACGACGAGACCGACAGGCCGUUUUGGGCCGCCGAGCCACGUUUCGCCUUUUGCGUCAGGGAUCAGCGACGCCGCUUCGCCGCCGCCGACGACGAUGGAGAUGGUGCUGGUGCUGGUGCUGGUGCUGGUGCAGGCGGCCCCUCGGACUCUCCAAUGGAGCGGCUGCGCGCAACCAUGGCGGCCGUGGCAGCAUCCAGAGGAGGCGAUGGCGAGUACGGGGUUGCAGAGCUCACGGUGGCGAUAAGAGACGCGCUCGCGCAAAAGAUGGAAAAGAUGCUCCAGGUCCAGCCUGGGUCGCUGGACAUGGCGUCGCCCAUCGUCGGGCUCGGCGUCGAUUCGCUCCUGGCCAUGGAGGUGCGCCAGUGGGUGCAGAAGACAACCGGGGCGGACAUGUCGGUGCUAAAGAUCCUCGGCGGUGCCACGGGGGACAUGAUCGCCGCUGCUGCUGCCGAAGCGGCCAUGGUGACCCUGAAGGAUGCGCCACCUUUACCGGCGGCAAAGACUGUUGUCGCAAAGGCUGUCGUUGCCAAGACUGCUGCCGGAAGUGGUGCGAACUCGAUCGUCACUGCUGGCUUGUCGAAACCCAAGCCGCCCAGGUCUGCUCGCGACAUAUCGCCUUCGACCAAGUCGGGCGGUGACAGCGACACAAGAUCGCCCGUCUUGAAAGGGGCGUGGGAUGAUGAGCACACCCCCGAGACCACACCAACUUCACCCAGGUCGUCUAUAGGUUCCAAGCCAGAAGCGCCCGUGCCUGCGUCUUUAGGAGGAGCAUCAGUCGCGCGGAAGGCCCCCUUGUCGUUCAACCAGGAACGUCUUUGGUUCCUCCAGCAGCUCCUACGGGAUCCAUGCACAUACAACGAGACGGCCAUGUACAGGCUCAAGGGUCCCGUUGAUGCCAGGAGGCUCGAGGAUGCGUUCUAUCAGGUGGUAGCCCGUCACGAAAUCUUCCGCACGCGCUAUCAGAAUGAUGCGGUCACGGGGACUCCAUUGCAACAGGUUCUGGCAGCCCCUCAUCACAUGGAGCAUGCCUCGCGGGCAUUCAGGUGGGUGGAUGCUAGAGGUACGAAAGAGGAGCAGGAGCAGUCAAGGGUCAUCGAGACCGAGUUCGGCGCGAUGCGCAACAAAAAAUGGAAACUCUCGAGAGGAGAAUCCGUCGGAGUCACUCUGAUUUCACUUCCCUCGACCGCAUCGUCUUCUUCAACCAAGGCAGAAGAGCAUAUCCUCAUACUCGGCGCCCAUCACAUUGCGGUUGACGGAAUGACCUGGAUCAUAUUCUUCCGGGAUCUCGACAAGGCAUACGUCGCCGGCCACCUCGAACCAUCGUCGGGGCUGCAGUAUGCCGACUUUGCCAUGCAGCAGCGCAGCAAGACGCCGGCGGACCACGGCGCCGACAUUGAAUUCUGGUCUGCAGAGCUGGCGGGGCUGCCAAACGAGCCCAUUCCGCUGUUCCCACAAGCAAAGACGACCGAGCGCGCCCCCAUGGAACACUGCGGCAGCGUGACGGCGUCGAGACGACUCGACGCCGCCGCCGCCUCGGAUAUCAAGCGCACCAGCGCCCGCCUCCACAUGACGGCGUUUGGUCUGCACAUGGCCGUGCUGGCAGCCCUGGUCUCGCACCUCUCGAGCACGUCGGACCUCUGCAUCGGGUUCUGCGACGGCGGCAGGCCCGACGGCUUCGCCGAAACCGCCGGCUUCUUCGUCAACAUGCUGCCCGUGCGGCUCUCGACGAGCAGGCACGGCAGCUUUGUCGACCUCGCCCGCCACACCUUCUCCAAGCUCAUGGACACCAUGACGCACUCGUCGCCGUCGUUGGAGGCGCUCCUCGACGCGCUCGCCGUACCGCGCUCCACGACUCACACGCCGCUGUUCCAGGUCGUACUGAACUACCGUCUGGACGUGCUGGCGCACUCUACCGUCGGGGGCGGGCGUCUCGAGUUUUUCAAGGCCCGCGGCUCGCGGAACCCGUACGAUCUGAUGCUCAACGUGACCGACUCGCCCGAUGCAACCUGCCACCUGGACCUGGCCAUGCAGGACACCCUGUACGGCCCCGAGGCUGCCGAGUCGAUCCUGGAGAUGUACCGCGCCCUGAUGGCAGGCGUGUGUCGCGACGGCCAGGCAAAGCUGGCCGACUUGAUCUCGUCCUCGCUGGGGGCGGCGGGGCUGCCAACCACUGCAGUGGCCACCCGCGCGUGCGAGACCGAGGACGGUGCUGUAAGUGGUCAGACUACUCCGGUUUGGCACGAGAUCGAACAGGCUUCGGCGCGACACGGUAAUUUUACAGCAAUCCACGAUGUGGGUCAUGAUCGAACCCUCAGCUUGAACGAUCUGACGGCUAUGGCAUCGUCUAUGGCGACAGCUUUGCAGCAAUCAUGCGCUUCGAGGGGCGUCGAGACGUGCGGCGAGUUCUGCGCUCUACUGCUUGAGCCUUCGGCCGACUACGUAGCAGCUCUGUUGGCAGUGUUUAAACUCUCAGCGGCGGCAUUCCCGUUGGAUACGACAAAUCACAGAGAGAGACUUGCGUUAAUGGCAAAGGACUGCAAGCCGUCCGUCUGGCUCUAUCACAGCCGGACCAAGGAUCUCGCAGAAUGGCUUAUAAAUACGUGCAGAGAACGUGAUUGUGUCGCGGUGGAUGUUGCGGAACUACUAUCAUGCACAAACGGCCACAAAGGGGUACCAGCGAAGCCAGUCUCUACGUCGGCCAACCUACCCGCACUCAUGUUGUGCACCAGCGGGUCGACCGGCACGCCCAAGGGAGUCCUGAUGACGCAAAACAACCUGUGUUCUAUAAUCACCUCGGCAAACGCCGUGACCAACUACCAGUCACCACCGGUGGUCCUCCAGCAGUCGUCCAUCGGCUUCGACUUGUCGAUAAUGCAAAUCUUCUCGGCUCUGUUCAGCGGCGGCAGCCUCGUCAUCUGCCCGCAGGAGCACCGCCGGGACCCGGUGGAGAUAGCCAGGCUGAUUCGCCGGUUCGGCGUCACCACCAUGAUGGCCACCCCGACCGAGUGGAGCCUGCUGCUCGGCCAAGCGGACGAGGUGGCGAGGUGCCGCAGCCUGCACACGGCCAUGGCGGGCGGCGAGAUGGUCACCGGCCGUUUCGCGGCGGCCUUCCGUCGUCUCGAGAGGGCGCGCGGCGGGAAGAGGAUGGAGCUUUUCAACGUUUAUGGUCCCACCGAGACGUGCAUACUGGCCACCCUGGGUCGGAUCGAGUACUGGCUUGGUGAGGAUGUCGAGCAGCCGGGAAAGGCACUGGCCGUGGGACCGCCGGUGGAUGGCGUUCGUAUCCACGUGCUGGGUCUGGAUGGGAACGAGGUCCCCUUCGGAGCCGAGGGCGAGGUCUACAUCGGUGGUAUCGGGGUCGGGCUGGGAUAUUUGAACAAGCCGGAUCUCACCGACGCCGCAUUCCUGCCCGAGCCGGCUGCCUUCAACUUCCGAGUCGAGGUCGGAUCUGCACAGCCCAAGAGGAUGUACCGUACACGAGACAAGGGUUACUGGCUCCCGAACGGGUCCUUGAUGGUAUGCGGCCGCAUCGACGGCGAUACCCAGGUCAAGAUACGCGGGAUUCGCAUCGAGCUGGACGAAGUGGCAUCGGCAAUAUCCAAGGAAGCCGACGGGCUGGUCUCGCACGCCGUCGCCACUGUCCGCGGUGAGGGGCAUGACAAGACCAUCGUGGCCUUCGUCGUGCCAUCGCCCCGCCUCUCACCCGCCGACGCGCCCAGGUUCCUGGCGGAGCUGCCCGCAAGACUGCCACUGCCCGAGUACAUGCGGCCGGCCGUCGUGGUGCCGCUCGAAAAGCUCCCGCUCAACGCCAGCGGGAAGCUCGACAUGGCGGCUCUGGCCAAGGUGCCCUUACCCGAGCAUCUUCAUGCCCGCGGAGCACGCCCUGACCUGCGAGAGACCAAAGUCGCAGCAGCCCCAGCCCCUGAUAAGGUGCACGAGAUACCCUCCUCGGAGCUCUCCUACCUCGAACUGGAGCUGCUCUCGACGUGGACGAUGGUGCUGCCCAGCCUCGGUAAGCAGUUGCUCAACAACACCAACAAGCACCACGGGCUGGAUUUCUUCAGGGUCGGCGGCAGCUCCAUCACGCUCGUGACCCUGCGCGACGCCAUCCAGCGGCGCUUCCGUGCCCGACUGCCCCUGCUGCCGCUGUUUGAGAACAGCACCGUCGACUCCAUGGCGGCCAUGGUCAGGAAGCAGAUGGAGGAGCAGUGCGGCGCGCACUGGGAGUUCUGGGACAGGGAGACGCGCUUCGACCCGGCAAUGCUGCCGCUGCCACCGCCGCCGGCCUUGUCGUCCCUCGGAUUGGAAAAGCAGACGACAUGGCACCCCUAUGGCGCAGGAAUCCUCUUGACGGGUGCCACGACGCCCCUCGGCCGACGGCUGCUGCAGCGGUUCCUUGCCCGGCCCGAGGCGGUACGCAGCGUCUACUGCAUCGCGCUCUCGCCGGACCAGCAGAGCGAGUUACGGAGCGAGCCGUGGGUGGCCGAGGCCGAGCACGCCGGCCGCGUGGAGCUUCAGCCGGGAGACCUCUACCACGCAACGCUGGGCCUCUCGCCGACCGACGUCCAGCGCCUGCGCGCCUCGGCCGACGUCAUGGUCCACGCGGGCUCCGAGGGCUCCUGCCUGAACAGCUACGUGUCCAUCACGGAGCCGAACCUCGACUCGACCAGGUUCCUGGCCACGUCGCUGGGCAUCACCCCGAGCGGCGCCGUCAAGCCGCUGCACCUCGUGUCGAGCGCGCGCGUCGUCCUGUUCAGCGGCCGCAACGAGCACGGCGCCUCGUCCGUCUCGCACCACCUCCCGCCCUUGCCCGAUAACGACGACGACGACAAUAACAACAACAGCAGCAGGGAGGGCUUCACGGCGACCAAGUGGGCGGCGGAGCGGCUGCUGGAGAAUUUCGCCCACGCGGCUGCGGCCCGCGGCGGAGGCGUCGGGCCGGUCGCCAUCCACCGGACCGGGUACCUGAUCGCGGACGACGCGGGAGAGAUGGACGCCGUCAACAUGAUCCGCAAGCACUCGGCCGUGCUCGGGGCCGUGCCGUCGAUGGAGCGGUUCGAAGGGUGGCUGGACAUGUCGGACAUUGAAUGGGUCGCGGACCAGGUAGCGCGUGACGUGCUCGAGGCUCCCGAGGCGGGCGACGACGAUGGGAGGCCGGUGGUGCGCUACCUUCACCACACCCAGGGGAACGCGGUGCCCGUGCUUGGUCUCCAGAGGUACAUGGAGGACGCGUUUGGGCAGACGUUUGAGACGGUUUCCAUGGUGGAGUGGACGCGCAGGGCUGUCAAGGUUGGGUUGAGUCCGUUCAUGGCUAGCUUCUUGUGUGCAGUCUGUGAGAGGGAGGGCAAGGCGCGAUAUCCUAGAUUGUUGGUGGGGACUGAAGAAGAUGACGAGGAUAUGUAA
Pyricularia pennisetigena is the source of this 12756-nucleotide messenger RNA. RefSeq lists its product as uncharacterized. Gene Ontology annotation, molecular function: 3-oxoacyl-[acyl-carrier-protein] synthase activity; phosphopantetheine binding; fatty acid synthase activity. The record is from RefSeq and is a predicted model, not a curated record. The transcript is spliced from 2 exons. Lineage: Eukaryota; Fungi; Ascomycota; Sordariomycetes; Magnaporthales; Pyriculariaceae. Gene Ontology annotation, biological process: secondary metabolite biosynthetic process; fatty acid biosynthetic process. The coding region runs from base 1 to 12756 and encodes 4251 amino acids.